Calliphora vicina (urban bluebottle blowfly) is the source of this 891-nucleotide messenger RNA. It is a transcript of the gene cid, whose product is annotated as centromere identifier. Gene Ontology annotation, cellular component: nucleus; nucleosome. The record is from RefSeq and is a predicted model, not a curated record. Lineage: Eukaryota; Metazoa; Arthropoda; Insecta; Diptera; Calliphoridae. Gene Ontology annotation, molecular function: DNA binding; structural constituent of chromatin; protein heterodimerization activity. The coding region runs from base 1 to 891 and encodes 296 amino acids. The transcript is spliced from 2 exons.
AUGACCAAAGUUAUACACAGAAAACCUGGUCCCAAAUCAGCGAAACAAAGUAAAAUUUUAGCAAAACGUGGCACUUUGGGCGAAACUAGUGCCGAAUCCGAUUCUGAUGAUAGUAGCCCAGAACAAACUAUAGAUAAUAAUAGCAACCAAGCAUCAGGAACGCCAGAAACUGAAAACACAUUAAGAUCACAACGAGGAGCGAAUAAUGUUUCGGAAUUUCGUACACCCGAUGCGGAAAAUGAUGUCACCGAUUAUGGUUUGGAGUUCACCACCAGCAAUAUACAAAAUCCAUCACCACGCAGAUGUUCAACAUUAAGAACAGCCGCUAGUUCUCAAGAGGAAAGUGGCGGGGGUGUUGAAAAAGCAAACAAAACAAAUAAAGAAAACAGCACACCUCUCUCUACUCUUACUAAAUCGCCACAAAAAUCCACCAUGCCUCCCAAAAAACUCACCAAGCAACGAAAAACCAAAACGAAAAGCACUGAAACUCCAUUAACUAAAGAAAUUCCAAUACCUAAAGAAACAACUUUAAGUGCCAACGAAACUCCUGCAGCUGAAGAUAAAAAACAAGUCGUUAGGAAACCACGAAAACACCGCAAUCCUUUACAACUUGAAAAACGUUUUUGGAAAGACGUUCAAGUUCUUCAAAAUCGCACCGAUAAUCUUAUACCCAUGUUACCGUUUUCACGUUUGGUGCGUGAACUCAUGCAUGAUGCUUCCAGCGAAGUAACUAAGAUAACACCCACAGCCAUGGAGGCUUUACAGACAUCGUCGGAAUUGUAUUUAACGCAAAGGCUGCAGGAUGCCUACAUGUUGACACUGCACCGGGGGCGGGUGACAUUAGAUGUUAAGGAUAUGGAAUUGAUAAAUUAUUUGAAAAUAAAUUUGUAA